Molecule: messenger RNA, 2653 nt
Organism: Lacerta agilis (Sand lizard)
Lineage: Eukaryota; Metazoa; Chordata; Lepidosauria; Squamata; Lacertidae
Product: cytochrome P450 2J2-like
Exons: 16
Coding region: 39-2579 (846 amino acids)
Biological process (GO): arachidonate metabolic process; xenobiotic metabolic process
Cellular component (GO): intracellular membrane-bounded organelle; cytoplasm
Molecular function (GO): iron ion binding; heme binding; oxidoreductase activity, acting on paired donors, with incorporation or reduction of molecular oxygen, reduced flavin or flavoprotein as one donor, and incorporation of one atom of oxygen
Source: RefSeq, a predicted model, not a curated record
UACGAAUUUUGUAAGCAAUAAUUUCUCACUGGUCUGUGAUGGUUUUAGGUAUUGUACUUUCAAAUGGUCACACCUGGAAGCAGCAGAGACGGUUCAGCGUGGUUACUAUGCGGAAGCUGGGGCUGGGGAAGAAAGGCAUGGAGCACCAAAUAGAAGAGGAGGCCAUUGAGCUUGUGGAGAUCUUUGCACGUGCAAAGGGGCAGCCAUUUGACCCGUCCUUACACAUCAUCAAUUCAGUCUGCAACGUGAUAUGCGCCGUGUCCUUUGGAUACCGAUUUUCUGUUGAAGAUAAAGAAUUCCUGAGGCUGAUGGAAGCCAUUCGGAUUAGCUUACAGUUCGGAGGCAGCUUCUUUCAUGGCCUCUAUGAAAUUCUCCCGUUUGUCAUGAAAUUUCUCCCGGGGCCUCACAAGACCGCAUUGUCCUCCAUGGAGAUGGUCUUUGCAUUUGCGAAGAACGAGAUAGAGAAGCACAAGGAAGACCAGACCGUGCAUGAGCCACAAGACUUCAUUGAUUUCUAUCUAUCUCAGAUGGAGAGGAGCAAGGAUGACCCCUACUCUACCUACAAUGAAGACAACCUGGCUCAGUGUAUUUUUGACCUCUUUAUUGCUGGAACAGAGACAACUGCUACUUCUCUGCAAUGGGCGCUGCUUCUCAUGGCGACACAUCCAGAUAUCCAAGAGAAAGUCUACCAGGAGAUGGAAGAAGUUUUCGGUUCGUCUCACUCAAUCCGCUAUCAAGAUCGGAAGAAGCUGCCCUACACCAAUGCUGUGAUUCACGAGAUCCAGCGUGCAAGAUAUAUCUUAUUAUUUGGGGUUCCAAGGCAAACCGUGAAGGACGUGAACUUGCAUGGUUUUCACAUUCCAAAGGGGGCUGUGAUUGCACCAGAUCUUCGCUCUGUUCUUCUUGAUCCUAAGGAAUGGGCAACACCUAAAAAGUUCAACCCAAAUCAUUUUUUGGACGAGGACGGGCAGUUUGUGGACAGAGAAGCAUUUCUGCCAUUUGGUGCAGGUGCUCGGGUGUGUCCAGGGGAGCAACUGGCAAAGAUUGAGCUCUUCAUCUUUUUCACCAGCCUGCUGAGAGCAUUCAGGUUCCAGCUGCCAAAAGGAGUGAGAGGAGUCCAUAGGAACCCUAUAAUAGGGCUGACGGUCCGCCCUCGCCCCUUCAAGCUCUGGUCACGCAGGCAUUACCCUCCAGGACCUCUCCAGCUUCUUCUUUUUGGAGGUGCAUGGCGGAUUGGGCUGAAGUUUCGUGAAGAUACUUUCAUAAUGGUGGCAAAGCAAUAUGGAAACAUUUACACCUUAUGGGGAGGACCACUAGCCUUUGUAGUAAUGUCUGGAUACGAAGUAGUGAAAGAAGCACUCGUUGACCGCUCUGAAGAAUUCUCUGAGAGACUAGAGACGGCUUUCCUUAAUGAUGCAGUAAAAGGAAGGGGUAUUAUAUUAUCAAAUGGUCACACCUGGAGGCAACAGAGACGCUUUGGUGUAGUUACUAUGCGGAAGCUGGGGCUGGGGAAGAAAGGCAUGGAGCACCAAAUAACAGAGGAGGCUUGUCAGCUCGUGGAGGUUUUUGCACGUUCAAAGGGACAACCACUUGACCCCACCUUGCAUAUCACUAAUUCAGUCUCCAAUGUGAUAUGUGCUGUGGCUUUUGGGUACCGAUUUGCUCUUGAAGAUGAACAGUUUCAGAAACUAAUAGAAGCCAUUAAUUAUUUCCUAAAAUUUCUGGGUACCCCCACUCAUAUUCUGUAUGAAAUAUUCCCAUGGAUUAUGAGAUAUCUCCCAGGGCCCCACAAGCAGGCAAUUUCCAGCCUGGAGAUGGUGAUUUCAUUUGCAAAGGAUGAGAUAGAGAAGCAUAAGGAGAAUUCGUCUCUGCAUGAGCCACAGGAUUUCAUUGAUUUCUAUCUACUUCAGAUGGAGAAAAACAGGAAUGAUCCAGAGUCUACGUUUAAUGAGGAGAACCUGGCCCAAUGCAUUUUUGACCUCUUUGCAGCAGGGACAGAAACAACUGCCACUUCUCUGAAAUGGGCACUUCUCCUCCUGGCAAAUCAUCCAGAUAUCCAAGAUAAAGUCCACAAGGAAAUAGAAGAUGUCAUAGGUUCUGCUCACUCAAUCUGCUAUCAAGAUAAGAACAAACUGCCCUACACCAAUGCUGUGAUUCAUGAAAUGCAGCGCUUUAAAUAUAUCUUAAUAGGUGGAGUUCCCAGGCAAACUACAAAGGAUGUGAAGAUACAUGGUUUUCUUAUUCCCAAGACGACCGGUAUCCUUCCUGAUCUGCGCUCUGUUCUUCUUGAUCCCACACGAUGGGAGACACCUGCAGAGUUCAACCCAAAUCAUUUUUUGGACAAGGAUGGGCAAUUUGUGGACAGAGAAGAACAUCUGGUGUUUGGUGCAGGGUCUCGCAUGUGUUUGGGAAUGCAGCUGGCAAAGAUCGAAAUAUUCAUCUUCCUGACAAGCCUGCUGAGGACAUUCAGCUUCCAGCUGCCAGAAGGAGUGAAAGAACUUAAUCAAGACCCUAUAACAGGGGUUACAAUGAAGCCUCAUCCUUAUAAAGUCUGUGCUAUUCCCCACUGCAGGACAUAAUAAAACAUGCAAAUAAUUUCAGUGACUGGCACAUUUCUCUCUCCUUCCUUUCCACUGAAUAUGAUGUUCUGCCU